AUGGCCGCCACUCCCUUCGAACCCCCCCACGCCAGCCUCUUCGACAUCUACAAUGACGCGACGGCCCCGCCCGGCCUGCCCUGCGGCGGCUGCAACUUUGCCGACCUGACCCCGGGCGCCAAUGGCCUCAAGUGCGGGUGUCGCCGCUUCUGGGCUCGCCACGUCCUCGGCAGCCCCGUCCCUGACCAGGCCGGCUGGUGCAUGUGCAACCAUCACGCCUGCUACCACGAUCAAGGCCCGCAGCCACCUCCCCUGGCCCAUGCCCCUGGACAGGAGAAUGAGAAGCCGAGGGCGGGCCGCGACCCCUUGAGCCCCGUCUUCGGCACCUCCUUGACGACGCCCCCGGCCUUCCCCGGCAUCGACUUCACCAGCUUCGGCGACCCUGCGCCCUUGUCAUUUGUCCACGACUUGCCCGACGAGUAUCACGACUGCUCCAGAGUCAGUGCCAGCCAGCCCCCCGGCUCUUUGCCUGAUACCUUGGCCUGGGGCGACGUGAUGAACUCUCCUGCUCCCGCAAUCGCGAAUCCCUUGCCCCCAAUCCCCUCCCAGUGCCUCAUACCCUCCCAGACGGCCUCCACAGCCCCGUCCGUUCAAGCAAGGUACCUGCGACCCUUUGCGGGAAAAGGUCUACGGACACUGGCCAGUGUCAGUGAUGCGAAUGUCCCUUCUUCAGCCCAGCAGCCCACCGACGUGCACCCGGCCACGCACGCUCAGGAUGCAUCGUUUGUGUUUGUGCAGCGCGAGGAGCAGCGCGGAGCAACGUCUCGGCCCGGCUCUGCUCCGAGCACGCAAUCUCGUGUCGCCCAAGGGCCGGCUGGCGCGGAUGUGGGCGCCGUGAGAGACUUGGCCAACACCGUCGGUGAGCACGCACAUCGCCUGGACCGCCUCGAGACUGUUUCUUUCCACGAAGAAUGCCACGACAGGAUGGAGAACAUCGAUGUCCGAAUGUCUGAGUUGGAGAGCAGGGUGGACGAGGUGGAGAAGCUCACCAACGACAAUGCCAGCGUGGCGACUGCCCGUGCCGCCCGGGACGACGAUGCCGCUACCCAGAGCGGAGCCUCGGCAUCCACGAGCCUCGCCAGCCGCGCCCAGCCUUUUCCUAAUGUCUUGGGCCAUAUUCAAUCCCUCCAGGCCCAGGUCGCCAUGCUCCAGUCCUAUCUCCCUUCGCCGCACCACGCCUGGGUCGUCGAGGUUGUCUUUCUCCCCUUUCCCCUCAAGAGACUCUGGCAGGAGAUUCACCAAUUCCGUUCCGACGCGGCCGCAGACGGCGACGACUGGACCCAGCUCCCCAUGACCCUCAGCACCGCAACAAGGCGCUCGCAAUCGCCCUUUUGCAACGACUGGGCAACGCCCAGUAACGACGCAGAGUGGCUGCUGCCUAGAGCGUGCAGCAACACGAGCACAGUGGAUAGGCGACUGCGGAGCCGGGGCCUGAUCCAGACCGUCUCGGUCAAGGGUCCCGACUACCGCAGCGUCCAGGCCGCCGUCCAUGCGGCCUUUGGCAGCGUGUUCCGAGAACUGCGCCUCGUCCCGCGUGCGUAUCCGUCCGAUGCUCCAUCGGCCAGGUUCCUCGGGCUGCACCAACAAUGGGUGCCUCUCCGCAAAGUCCACAAGGAUUCCCGGUUACGGUUCCUAAGCCCGGCCGAAAUGAUGACUCCGGGCCUGUGGGACGUGCAGUUUCUCAGCUCCGUCAUGAUGCGGUCGUCUGAGCCGAGGCUGUUCAUUACGCAUCCCGACGCCUACCUGCAGGACUCUCAGGCCUAUGCGGCCGGAUGGACGUGGCAGCGAGUGCGCGAGAUGACCCGCGUUUACCCGGACGUGACAGAGUCGUCAGAGGUGCCCGAAGCAGACGCCCUCGAGGAACACUGGGCCUGGAGCGAGCAGCUGGAUGAGAGGCCCCCCGCCCGCGCGUCUUUGAGCAUGCGCCGGGACCGUCAGCGCGUGUCCAUGUCGCCGUUGCUGGCCCGUGGCUACAGCGUGCGGUCCUGGAGGCGGUCCACGAGUCCAGUUGUCACGCGUGGUCAGUCUCCGCUGACGGCGCGGUGGAGAGACUCGGCAGUGCCGCCUCUGGUUCGCACGACAUCUGUCCCGGUCGUUGCCCCGGCGCGGCCUUCACCCGCAGCCAGCGGAAGCCGCGUAGUGUCACACGGCCAGAGCCGGCGCCCCUCGCCGACGAUGCGGGUGACGUCGCAGGCGCGCGUCAUAAAGAGGCGCCGGACGCGGUCACCGAGUCACCACCAGCACUUCACCCCGAGAUGGACGGCCUCGCCGAGUCCCAUGCUGCCCAGCCUCAUCGACCGCCAGGCGCCGCGGGGCACGACGCCGUUUGCCUACGCGACGCCGCACAGCAACGCGCCGCUGCAGGAUAUUCGGCUCCUGCGCGGCAGCAGCGCCGCCCGCACCGGCACAAUGCAUGCUCCCGAGCCGGGCUACGUUCUCCCAGACGUGGACCUGUACGGCAGCGGAUCGGAUGAGUCUUAUGUGGACGGGGAGGAUGACGACGACGAUGAUGAUGAUGACGACGGAGGCGAGAGUGACGGCCUGGCUGCGCGUCGGCUUGUGCUCGACUCGCAGCGGUGGCAUCUCCCCGAGGAUGAGCCCUGGCCCGGCAUCGAGGACCAGGACGGCAUCGUCGAGGACGGGGAGAAUGUGGAUCCGCGCGAGCAAGACGGCCAGAGCGCGUCGAGCAGCCAGCCGUCCGAGUAUCCAAGCACGAACCGCCCGUGGCCCGGCGAGGACGCGGUGGGGUUCCGCAUCCACGAGGAUGAGUGA
Hirsutella rhossiliensis is the source of this 2772-nucleotide messenger RNA. RefSeq lists its product as uncharacterized. The coding region runs from base 1 to 2772 and encodes 923 amino acids. Lineage: Eukaryota; Fungi; Ascomycota; Sordariomycetes; Hypocreales; Ophiocordycipitaceae. The record is from RefSeq and is a predicted model, not a curated record. The transcript has a single exon.